UAAAAGUUGAGGAAGCCAAAGAAGUUCAGAGCCUCAGAAAGCGACCCAAUGGGGUGAGUGCUGUCGCUCUGCUUGUGGGAGAGAAGUUGCAAGAAGAAGCAACUCUUGUGGAUGACCCAUUUAAGAUAAAAUCUGGGGGAAUGGUGGACAUGAAGAAGCUGAAAGAAAGAGGCAAGGACAGGAUUAGUGAAGAGGAAGAUCUAAACUUGGGAACUUCCUUCUCAGCAGAAACCAACAGGCGGGAUGAAGAUGCUGACAUGAUGAAGUACAUUGAGACUGAGCUGAAGAAGAGAAAGGGAAUUGUGGAGAACGAGGAGCAGAAGGUGAAGCUUAAGAAUGCUGAGGACUCUCUGUACGAGCUGCCGGAGAACAUCCGCGUCUCCUCUGCCAAGAAGACUGAGGAGAUGCUCUCCAACCUCAUUCCUGAAGUGGACCUAGGCAUUGAUGCAAAAAUCAAAAACAUCAUCUCAACUGAAGAGGCCAAGGCCAAGCUGCUGGCAGAGCAGCAGAACAAAAAGAAAGACAGCGAAACGUCCUUUGUGCCCACAAACAUGGCUGUGAACUACGUCCAGCACAACAGAUUUUACCACGAGGAGCUAAACGCACCAGUGCGGAGGAACAAAGAGGAGCCAAAGCCCCGUCCGCUGAGAGUGGGGGACACAGAGAGGCCAGAACCUGAGCGGUCUCCUCCAAACCGCAAGCGUCCCCUCAAUGAAAAAGCCACAGAUGACUAUCACUAUGAGAAGUUCAAGAAGAUGAAUAGACGAUACUGAUGGACAUGGA
Messenger RNA from Merops nubicus (carmine bee-eater), 783 nucleotides. RefSeq names its product chromosome unknown open reading frame, human C9orf78 (gene CUNH9orf78). Gene Ontology annotation, cellular component: spliceosomal complex. The record is from RefSeq and is a predicted model, not a curated record. NCBI's taxonomy places the organism in Eukaryota, Metazoa, Chordata, Aves, Coraciiformes, Meropidae. Gene Ontology annotation, biological process: mRNA splicing, via spliceosome.